Messenger RNA from Acanthocheilonema viteae, 2148 nucleotides. NCBI's taxonomy places the organism in Eukaryota, Metazoa, Nematoda, Chromadorea, Rhabditida, Onchocercidae. The record is from the annotation of a GenBank genome assembly.
AUGUUUCGGCGUGCUGUAUUCCGGUUGGAAAUAUAUUUGUUUUCUGGAUGCAUGAAGGAUUUCGGUAAUCUGAUUCAGAAUGGUAAAUUGGGAAAGCCUCUCCAUCAAAAUUUCAUAAGAAAGAAACACACAGGAAGGAAGCCACAGAAAUAUGCAAAAAAUGUCGCUUUACACUCGGACUUUCAUGAAAAGGUUAAUCGAUGGAAAGAAUUGCUAAAAAACGAAGUUGCGUCUGGUGUCAAAGAAAUCCGGGAUCUUCUGCUCAAUCCGUCGAUUGACGAACUGGAAAAACUAGGCCAGAUUUCGGGAGAACUUCAUUUCCAAACUCAGUAUUUACAUGCGUUGCACGGGCGUGUCAUUGUCUUACACCAAAUAAAAGGAAUAGAGCAGAAAGUCAUGAAAAAAACUUUUCGUCCAGGUACGCCUGUGUUGUUAUGCCGAAUUCCAGAGCUUACAUGCGUUAGCGAUUGUACUGUAAUUUCAUACUCUGGAAAUCAAGUGAAUCUGAAGAUAAAAGCAAAAAAAGAACUGAAUAUUGAUUCUUCUGAUGAAUUUGUAUUAGUGCCAUCUGUUGGACUAGGAUAUCUGAUAGCUUUAGAUGAAUUUCUGGAAUUGAAAUGGAGAGAUUUUCCAGGCGAAAAAUUGAUCCAUUAUGUUUAUUGUAGUUUACCUUUACCGAUAUCAAAGCCAGAUGAAGUUUCUAAAAAAGCGGUUAGACUCAAUGAGGACCAAAGACGUGCUGUAGCUGCUGCAUUAAACAAAAGUCGACCAAUUGUGACCAUUCAUGGUCCACCUGGUACAGGAAAGACGGCUGUUAUUGCGGAGAUUGUGGUGGAAGCUGUCAGUAGGAAGCAAAAGGUACUUAUUUGUGCCCCUUCAAACGUUGCAGUAAAUAAUAUUGUGAGUCGAUUAAAGGACUUGGCUGGAAUAUGUGCACUGGGAUUUAAUUCAGAACUAUCAUUGGCCAAUGAAUUGGAGCAACAUGACAAAUUCAUUGAUAUUCAAUUUGCUUUCGAAAAAUUGGAUUCAAAAGAAGGUAGCGGAAUAUCCGAAAAUAAUCGUGAUGAAAAUAAAAAAGCAUGGCAUGAUGCCAGUAAGAUGUUAUGGCAAUUAAAAGAGAAUAUUGUAAGUCGUAAACAAGUGAUUGUAUGUACAUUAACCAAUAACUCACUGCGAUUCCUUCGUGAACAAGGUUUUCAACCGAAUUUGACAGUAAUAGAUGAAGCUGCACAAGCUUUGGAAUGUGUUGCAUGGUACUCGUUGCUUUUAUCUCCAAGGGCUGUAAUUGUUGGUGAUCCAUGGCAAUUACCACCGGUUUUGAAAACUUCAAGAAUAUCGGAAGUGGAUGACAUCAAUAACUCAUUAAUGGAUACUUUGUCCAAGAGAUUUGGUGAAGCUAAUUCGUUCAUGUUAACAGAGCAGUAUCGUAUGAAUAAGAAAAUUAUGGAUUGGCCUUCUUCAUUUUUUUACAAAUCACAGUUGCGCCCGAAUGAACGUAUUGCUGAUCAGCUUUUGAGUGAUAUAAGCGAAGUGCCUAAAGGAAGUUUAUUCGAUGAACCAAUGAUAUUCGUUGACACAAGCCAUGAUAAAUCAAAAGAAAGUAAAGAAAAGCUAUAUCGAUACUCCUAUGCAAAUGCGUAACAGUUUAUGUUUCUGGAUAUUCGAGAAUUUAAAUAUAAGUCAUUUGCAGUAGAAGCGAAAUUAAUCAUCAAAUAUGUUAAUGCAUUGAGCAUAUUUGGUGUACAAGAAGAAGACAUUGGUAUUAUAACACCGUAUGUUGCACAGGUGGAUAUGUUGAAGAAAUCAUUAAAAACUGGCAGGGUGAACAGCGUGGAUGCCUUUCAAGGUCAGGAAUGUGAAGUAGUCGUUAUGUCAUUGGUCAGAAAUAAUAGCGCCGGUCGAAUUGGAUUUCUGAAAGAUGAACGACGCCUCAAUGUUGCUGUGACGAGAGCUCGUCGGCAGUUUGUCCUGGUGGGUAAUGCAACAAUGAUGAAGCAUGCAAAGCACUUGCAGUCUCUUAUGGAAUAUAUGCAAAGUCAUGGCAAGGUCGUUAAACAAGAGGAAUUAAUUAAGCACUUGGCUAUCAGUAGGAAGCAUUCCAAAAAAAAUUCAAAAGCAAGUGCUACGGAAAUCAAAGUCGAUAUUUGA